AGGCAUGCUGAUUUGUCUUCUGGAGGGGCAACAGAAGGCUACAUAAAAUGACCCAAUCUGUGCACAUAACCUCCAAACUGCCAAAUCUGAGUGCCCCUUUUCAUUGCUCUGCUGAGGAAGAAUCAGACCAAAGUGGCGCAUAUUCUGUACAGACACCCUAUGGAUUUGAGCUGGACCUUGAUUUCCUCAAGUACGUUGAGGAAAUAGAGAGUGGGCACAGCAUUCGUCGGGCUAAUGUGCACCCUCGGAGGGGAUCUAGGAGUGACCGGCGAAAUUUGAGUACUGGGGGUCGAACCAGUGGCUGGACCUCCACCGAGUCCCUUUCUUCAACAACCAGUGAGAAUGGUCUGACUAACCAACCUUUCCUCCAGAGCCCAAUCACACCACAUUGUAAAUCACAACCACUUUCCCCAUUACCAGUGAUCACUCCCAGUCUACCUACUUGCUCAAAAGUGCCACCACCACCUCCACCACGUAACCCUAGGGUGGAAAGAACACUUCUUGAAACUAGCCUCCGGCUCCAACAAGAGCAAAGUCAGUUUUCCAAUGGAUUAGGCUCUAAUUUGUCUGACCUUUCCAAAGUGGGUUCCAAAAUCAACAGAUCUAAUAAGGACUUCUCUGUAGGUUCUUCACAGCCUUCAGAAGCUCCAUUGCUACCGAUGUCACCUGUUGUGCAGAACCCCCUUUCUGGGGCAUGGACCAGAGCAAGUCCUCAGACUUCCGGAUGGAGCACUCCAGCAUCAAACUCAGGAACAAUGCCUCCUGGGCAGCUUCAGACAGUUCGAGAACAGAUGGCUGCAGCCCUUAGACAGCUGAGAGAGAUGGAGGAAAGAGUGAAAGGAGUACCAGUUCUAGAAAGAGAAGUUGCCAUGCUCCGUGCAGAAAAAGAAAGAUUAGCUGUUGAGCUUCAAAAUAAAACGGAGGAACUUAACGCAGCAGUCAAACUCCAAGUCCCCACUGAGGCAGUAGAGGAACAAGACAAAGAGGAAAUCAAAAAAAUAGCAACCUCUGUUUUAGAAAAAAAAUCCAUAGCAGUAGGUAAUGAUGUUCCUCUUGAGAAUGUGGUUGUCUCCAAUCGUCAAAUGCUCAGGGAUGCUGCCGUUGAAGCAACCAUCGAUGUUUGUCACGCAGCUGUUGAAACCGUUGCUAAUGCCAUGCGUGAUGAAGGAAUUCAGACAGCGGUGCAUACAGAAGAUGUUUCAGUCUGGGUCAUAGAAUCAUUUCUAGGGCUACAGAGCGAGUCGGAGCGAGAAAUCGACAACCUGCAACACACCAUCAAGUUUCAGCAGGAGUCAAUUCAGGUCCUUGAGACACGAUUAACUCAGGUCAAUCAAGAUCUCGAAACUUUAAGGGCUCAGGAAGUUGAGAGAACCUCCAAGAUCAUGUUGGACAAAGAGACAACAGCUAAACCAGAGACAGUCAGCGUCCAAAUGGAAACAUGUCCUGAAGUUUGUUCAGUGGGAGUGUUGUUUCCUGAUGUGACUGACCCUGAUUAUGAUUCAAAAAAUGACCAAAGUAUUCAAACAGAUCCCGAGGAAACGUCAAAGGAAAAACUUGUGGAGCUAAUAAGCACUGGUGUCCAGUGUGAAUGUCUUGAUGACACUGAGCCACAAGAGACCGAGGAACAGACAACUUCUGCUGAGACUGCAGGCCCUCUGAAAUCUAUCAUGAAGAGGAAGGAUGGGAGUGGUGCUGGCGCUGCUUCCAGCAGUGGCAAAAAAAGCUUGAAAUUCGUCGGGAUUCUAAAUGGAGGGUAUGAGUCGACGUCUAGUGAAGAGGAGGAAGAAGAGGAGGAAGAGAGUUCCUCUGAUGGCAGCGAGGCUGGUGCUUGUUCAGACAGCAGUGUGGAAGAAGCGGCAGCUCUAGAGGACACAUCUGAUGAAGAGAUGAAUAUAAAUGCGGAUGAAAGUGAUAGUGAUGAAAACAUGCCAGCUGGGACUGAAGAGUUAAAGGAUCAGGCAGAGGAAGUGAAGGAAAAGUUUGAACUUAGCUCCAAAAUGCGUGAGGCCUGUCUUAUUUUGAAGAACCAUCUUAAUGACGGAGCCAAGGCCGUAAAGAGCAAAGAAGUGUUGUCCAGCACUCAUAGCGUUCAGCUGGAGUGGUUUCGAGUAUCCAGUGCAAGGAUGGCCCAGCCAUUACGUGUGUCAAAUUACCUGAUGGCGUUCUCCGAGGUCUCCCCCGUCCUGCUGGAACACAUAGUCAACAUGACCGACGGCAACGGCAACACUGCAUUACACUACAGCGUCUCCCAUUCCAACUUCGCUGUUGUGGACCUACUGCUUGACACAGGCAUGUGCAAUGUUAAUCAGCAGAAUAAAGCCGGAUAUACAGCUGUGAUGCUGGCUGCUCUUUCAGCAGUGAAGGAGGAGGAUGAAAUGGCCGUAGUCCAGAAACUCUUCCGUCUGGGAAACGUCAAUGCCAAAGCCAGCCAAGCAGGACAGACCGCUUUGAUGCUGGCCGUGAGUCACGGGCGUCAGGAGAUGGUGCGAGCGCUGCUAGAUUGUGGCGCUAAUGUGAACAUCCAAGACGACGAGGGCUCCACCGCGCUGAUGUGCGCAAGCGAACACGGUCGAGCGGAGAUCGUCUCCUUACUGCUGGAGCAGCCGGGGUGUGACAUUUCAAUCGUCGACAAUGAUGGCAGUAAUGCUCUGUCCAUUGCUCUGGAAGCGUCCCACAAUGACAUCGCUGUUUUACUGUACGCCCACAUGAACUACUCAAAAACACAGGCGGAUGCAUCACCUAAAGCAAACUCCAGGAGCCCAACCAGUCCUAGAAAAACAUGGCCCUCAGAGUAAAAAAAAAAGGACAUAUCAAGAGCAAAAAUGGAUAUAAAACGAACUAACUAGCUUUACUGGAAGAUUAACAAAGCCUAUGUUACAAGUCAUAUAUACUGUAUUAAUGAAUAUUCAUUUUUACGCACAUAUUUAAUUAACUAUGCUGCAGCAUAACUAUGUAAAAUACUAUGUAUACUCGUUAAUGUUUACUUUUUAAUCUCCGAAAGGUGUAUUUACUAUGGUAAAUGUAUUAUACCGUGAUAUCAGUGCUUGAAAUAAGGUGUUUGGGAUAAAUCACAACAUAGCUGAGAUGUCAUGUUGAUUACAGGGUUCACAGACUGAACCUUUGUUUUGAUUAGCGGUUUAGCUGCGAUGUUUUGCUUGGCUUAGACAAACCCAUCAUUAAAAAGGUUCAGACAUAUUGCUGCAGAUUAAAGGAAUGCUUGACUUUUUUAAUAGGCUCUUUUUUAUAUUUUCCAAGAGUUAAACUGUUGGGUUUUACCAUGUUGAGUAAAUUGAGGUGAUCUCUGGGUCUAUAGGGAGUACUUUUAGCUUAGCUUAGCAUAGAUUAAUAAAUCUGAAUGAUCUAUGCUAAGCUAAAAGUGGUACCUCGCACAAAGUUCUAAAUGGACUAAAAAAAUUAUUAAUUUAGCUUAUAUAUGUGUCAGACAGGAACAUUCAGCUUAGCAUUAGCUUUAGUUAAACUUUUCAUCCACUCUGAGGUGAUUUAAUGUCAUUGGUGGGUUUUUUUUGAGCAAGAUGCUAAUGGUCAUACCUGAUUCAAUGACUUAUGCUAAGCUAAGCUAAAAGUGCUCCUGUCAGGCACAUAGAUAAGCUAAAUGGAUACAAAAACAGAUUGACCUUAUCUAUGUCUGACAGGAGCACUUUUAGCUUAGCAUUAGCUUCAGUUAGCGUUAUCCAUUCUGAGGUUAUUUUAAGGCUUACAGGCGGACAGUUUUAAGGAAGAUGAUAAUGGUCAUACCUGAUUCUAUGAUGCUAAGCUAAGCUAGUACUCCUGUCAGACCAAAAUUGGCUUAAUGGAUUUUAAAAAUGUCAAACUGUCUUAUCUAUGUGUCUGACAGGAGCAUUUAGCUUAGCAUUAGCUUUAGUUAGCUUCAACUUUUCAUCCACAUUAAGGUGAUUUUGAGUUUUAAAGGCGGUCAUUUUUGAGCAAGAUGCUAAUGGUCAUACCCCAUUCAAUGAUUUAUGCUAAGCCAUGCUAAAAGUGCUCCUGCCAGACACAGAUUGGCUAAAUUUUAAAAAGUUAAAACUGUUAAUGUAUCCAGCUGAUCUGUGUCUGUCAGGAGCACUUUUAGCUUAGCAUUAACUUUAGUUAGCUUCAACUUUUUAUCCACACUGAAGUGAUUUUGGUGGUUAUUUUUCAGCAAUGCUAAUGGUCAUACCUGAUUCAAUGAUUUCUGCUAAGCUACGCUAAAAGUGCUACAUAUAUUUAAAAAAUUAAAACUGUUUUUGUAUCCAUUUAACCUAUGUGUCUGACAGGAGCACUUUUAGCUUAGCAUUAGCUUCAGUUAGCUUCAACUUUUCAUCCACUCUGAGGUGAUUUUGAGUCUUAAUGGCGGUCAUUUUUUGAGCAAGAUGCUAAUAGUCAUACCUAACUCUAUGAUGCUAAACUAAGCUAAAAGUGCUCCUGUCAAGACACAGAAAUUGGCUUAAUGGAUUUUAAAAAGAAGUCAAACUGUUAACUAUGUGUCUGGCAGGAGCAUUUACCUUAGCAUUAGCUUUAGUUAGCUUCAACUUUUCAUCCACUCUGAGGAGAUUUUGAGUCAAUGGCAGUUAUUUUAGCAAGAUAAUGGUCAUACCUGUUUCAAUGAUUUAUGCUAAGCUAAGCUAAAAGUGCUCCGGUCAGACAAAUUGGCUAAAUGGAUUUAAAAAGUGUCAGACUGUUUUUGUAUUUAUUUAGCUGAUCUAUGUGUCUGACAGGAGCACAUUUAGCUUAGCAUUAGCUUUAGUUAGCUUCGACUUUUCACCCACUCUGAGGUGAUUUUGAGUCUUAAUGGUGGACACAUAAGUUGGAAAAAUAGAUUUAAAAAUGGUCAAACUGUUGAGCUUAACCAUUUUAAAUCCAUUUAGCUGAUUUAUGUCUAACAGGAGCACAUUUAGCUUAGCAUUAUUUAGCUUUUACUCUCUGGAGAGUUGUAAAAUGAGCCUAUUUCCCACAAAAAAGUGGAGUGUUCCUUUAAGCUGAAUCCAUCAUCCUGCUGUUCGGAAAAACAAAACCCCUCAGUAAUCAUCAAACACACACACACUGUGGCUUGAUUACACCUGUGACCACACUGCGAUUACAUGCUGUGUGAAAAAGGCUAGCAACAAACACCCACUUGUACUCCACCCUUGUUAUAUACCGCAGAGAUUUAUUUUUAUCUUCCAAUAUAAUUCAAUAAACCUCAGCCAUUACUGGAA
Danio aesculapii is the source of this 5195-nucleotide messenger RNA. It is a transcript of the gene kank3, whose product is annotated as KN motif and ankyrin repeat domains 3. Lineage: Eukaryota; Metazoa; Chordata; Actinopteri; Cypriniformes; Danionidae. Gene Ontology annotation, biological process: negative regulation of actin filament polymerization. Gene Ontology annotation, cellular component: cytoplasm; cytoskeleton. The record is from RefSeq and is a predicted model, not a curated record. The transcript has 10 exons. Gene Ontology annotation, molecular function: protein binding. The coding region runs from base 48 to 2795 and encodes 915 amino acids.